UCUACACAGACACAUCAGGCGGAGAAAUAAACAGAGACGAGUGCAGAACAGGGAAGAGAAGGCAUUCCUCCCUCCCUUCCCCUUCCUCCUCCUCCUCCUCCUCCUCUCUAUCUGUCCAUCUUCAUCCACAGCCCUUUCCUUUCUUUCAUGGAGAGGAAUUAUCCCGCUGCAGGCUUCGGAGAUCUCGGGGCUGGAUCGGGAUGGAGUUACGACAGAUCAGCCAAAGCAAGCUUCAUGUAUGACAGCUCCAGGUCGUCCCAUCCAGACUCGGAGCUGCUCCACAGACAAGCUUAUGGCACACCUCAUCCACUCCAGGGCUAUGCAGCCAACCACCACCCAGGAAGCUCCAGACAGGGCGGGGCCUGGGGAUCUGCUGGACGCACACUUGGUUUAUCAGGACUAUUUGAUACCAGCCUCCACCACACCAGCUCUUCUGGUCCUGACCCCUCCGUCAUGAAUCUGAUUUCAACACUCGAGUCCCGGGGUCCACAGCCCACUCCCUCUGCUUCUUCUCUCCUCUCCCAAUUUAGAACUCCCUCUUGGCAGACUGCAAUGCAUACACCAGCCCCACCGGAACUCUUUAUUUCAGGGGCACUUCAGGGUUCCAGUUCCUUCCCCUCUUCCUCAACCCUGUCAGCAUACCAGCACCCUGGCUCCUUUUCUGGGCGGUCUUUCACUCCCUCAAUAUCCUUGCAGGAUGCACCAACAUUCAGCUCAACUCCUAAUGGCUUGCUGUCCCCCCAUGAUCCCUUGCUACACAUCAAAACAUCUUCUCAAUCCAGCUUGGGCUUUAAUCGCUUGCUAUCCCAGAGUACCACUUACCGGGGUUCUCAGGAACCCCUAGCCCCUGCUCAGACCCAAACCCCUUCUUCCUCUUCCAACUGCCACCUGUCCCCUACCCAGUUUAACCUGUUAUCCUCUCAGCUCCACAACCAAUCCUCCCAGCUCUAUAAUGCAUCCAUGCUCUCAUCCACACCAGCUGUGCUACCUGCGACAACUCAGCUCCCCCCACCUCCAGAAAGGGCAGUUUCAAGGCAAGACAGUGUGAUCAAGCAUUACCAGCGUUCAUCCCCACCCCACCCCACAACUCUGCCCAUGCAGCAGUAUGUCAGUUGUGGUGGUUCUAGCUACCAGCCGAUAGCCAGCCAUCACCGACAUGCGGGUGUGUCCUGCAGUCCCCUAGGAGAUGAGAGCCCAUCCAGAGACCCAAACUCUUCACCACGUAUGGAAUCCCAGACAUAUCGACCUAUCAUCCAAACUCCUUACUCAUCUUCAUCCACCAACUCCUCAGUCUCACCCUUAUCUGGCACUAAGGGGGUCAAAAGUUCCAGCUCCAGUACUGUCUACUCCUCUUCAGUUUCAUUAUCAUCCUCCUCCCGUACCCUACACACCUCAUCAUCAACCACCUCCACUUCAUUAUCCUCUUCUAGCCCCAAGGCAAGUGCUGGCUCCUUGUCUGCUCCCUUUUGUCAGAAGCCCCCAACCCAGCCAGUGCCAGUGCCACCUAGUCUAACAUCAUCUACUCUUGCUCAACAGCCAGCAACCAAACAAUGCCUCUCCACAUAUUGCUCUCCAUCUGUGGCUAACUCUAGUACAGGCCCUCCAGACCAGACCUCUCCUCAGCAACAUGUCCAGUCCUACUCUCCCAACCAGCCUCCAACUGCACACAUAACCCACUCAUAUGGAGGCUUCAGCUCACCUCAUGCCCAGGACCUGAGCUCUGGGGCAGGGGGCACUGAAACGAAGGCUUUCACUGGUGUAGGUACAGUAGGACACUCAUUCUCUGCAGAGAUGCUCUUUGGGGGUUCAAGCUUUGGUUCAGCUUCUCUUAGAAGAACUGGCAGUCCAUCAUUAGGGUAUGGGAGUGCUGGAGAAUCAAUAGGAAGUGGAUCUGCAUCAGGAGCUACAGCACUUGUUAGUGGAGUUGGGUCUGCAGGAUCUGGAAGUGGGGCUGCAAGUGUUGGUAAUGGAAACAGUUACCACCUGCCUGAAUCUAGUCCCUCAUCCUCCAUCAGUUCAACUAUCAGUCGCCCUGGAUUGCACUCUCCUGCUGCUGCUCGUCCUGCACAGUCCCCAGGAGUGUCAGGUGCCACCAAAUAUUUGUCCUCCAUCCUCUCUCCAGCUUUUAUAUCCUCACCACAAGGUUUUCAUGAUGCACAGCAAGCGCAGAAUCAAUCCUACCAUGCUUCCCCACCUAAGACAAAAACAGUAUCAAACAUGGUAGGAGCUCAGCAAUCCCAAGAUGAGGAAGAGGAUCAUGAUUUCCUCAUCCAUCACCUACUUCAUGCACAGGACUCAACUGCCCAUUCUUCCCAGCAUCACCCACCUGCUCAGCAACUCCCCCAGUCACUCCCUCAGGCUAGGGAUGGGGAAAGCAAGGGUGUGGCCUUAGAUAUAAAUAAGGUUUCAGUAGAGCGCUACCCCUUUCAGAGUGUCAUUCGCAGCAGUAACACGGCCAGCGGUUCUGGCUCUGGAUCGACAAUUAUUGAGGCAACAAAUGGCUUAAACAGUCAGGUGGAGCUACCACAGAAGAAACAGCAGCAAACCAAGUCAGAUGUGAACAUAUCAAAGUCCACUGCUGUGGGCUUAGUAGGGGUCAAUGACUCCCUUUCCCACUCCCAUACUACCCAGUCCAAUCAACAACAACGUGGCCCCAUGGGACCUGUGGACCGUUAUGGAAGAGAGGACCCCUAUACUCAGCAAACACACUCCCAGCAUUUCCAUUGCACCUCUCUCUUGUCGUCACACACUCAACACCCCCAGCACUCUCAAAUCUCCCACCAGACUCAACACACAGAGCAUGCUCAACAUUCUCAGCAAGGCCAUACUCUCUCACAUAGCCAUCCUCACAUGGAGCUAAAAAAGACGCCUGAAACAAAUGAUACGUACUUAUGUAACACACCAGAUGUUCAGCAAACUCACCAAAGCCAGGUUCCCCUCUCCCUGAUGGACUCACCGCCAGCACAUCCACAGCACAUGCUGCAGUCUGUCCUUUCCCAUACCACCCACACCAAGCUGGACCCCCAGCUGCCCCCUGAACAGCAACAGCAGCACUCCUUGAGACAGCAGGCUAUGGGUUCGUCUGCAGGAACAGGGCCUGCUGGGGUGCACUCCCACUCACAGAACCACUCCUCACAGCUCCCAAACCAGGGUAUUGAUACCCACUACAGAGAUCCAACCCGAACCAUUCAGACCUCCAGGGCACCACUAGAUAUGGUAGACCAGUCUCUAUCCCAGGCAAACGCCAGAGACAGUGGAGGACCUCUGGAGCGAACUGGGCUUGGUAUGACUGUUAGAGGAGAAGGAGGCAGUGGAGACAUGCAUAGACAGCAGCACAGACUUACACCCCACCAUGUUUCCCAACAACCAACCUCAGAUCUCCAUGAGUUUCUCUUAGAACCUAAUUUGGGAUUGUCCACAACUUCACACCUACAUCACCUCAACCAACCUCAGGCUCAUUCCCAUCCCCAUGGCCACCACCAACAGCAGGCACAUGCUCACCAUCAGAUGUCACACUCUCUGUUAGGUCACCCAAACUCCCACAGGAUGGAAGCAAAUAUUGGGACUCCCCAACCACAGCAACAGCCCCAACCAAUAGAGCCUGAGACGCAGCUGUCACAAUCCCAAUUAGAUCAGCUCAAACAGCACCCGUUUGACACAAUGAGUCCUGAGUGUAAAGUUGGACAGAACCAUAUUCAGCAGCAGCAGUUUGCUCCUCUGAACCCUGGAUGCUUUCCAGACUCUCUCUUACAUGAUGGAGAACGCUCUUUCUUUCCAGAAAUGGAGGACAUGUUUUGUUCAGCUGAUUUCAAGUCAGGCUUUGUUGGAGAUUCCGGCACAAGACAGGGAACUCAAGAAAGCCUUACACAGGGCCAUGGGCAAAGGCAAGAUGCUUUAGAGUCCUUAAAAACAGGAGAUACUGGAGAGAGCUAUGAUAUGGUCGGUCAUCACAGUGAUCAAGGCUAUGGACCAUACUGCCACAACCUUCCAGGAACUGGAAAUGGUAAUAUGCUCUUAGAUGUUGACUCUAUGAAGAACCAUGAGCUUCCAUCUACUGUGAAUACUGACCAGCUUGGCCUCAUCCACUCCCAAACUUCCACCAUUGGAUUAAACUCAUCAGUUCAAAGGGAUGGCACAAUGAACAAGAUGAUGGGAGCUGUAGGAGUGGGUGGUUUAGGUGCUACUGGUCUGACAUCACCUAUCUUCUGCUCUUCUCGACCCAAGAAGCUGCUGAAAACCAGUUCAUUUCACUUGCUCAAACAGCGACGUGAGCCACAACCGCAAACAAAGAAAACCUAUGCACAGGAAUAUGAAUUUGAGGAUGAUGAGAAUAAAGCUGAUGUUCCAGCUGAUAUUCGUCUCAACAGUCGGCGCCUUCCUGACCUGCUUCCCGAUUUGGUGUCUAGUUGUAGGAAGGCUGGUGGGCCAUCAGGAAUGGGUGGGCUUAGUCCAUUGAUGAGUGACAUGGACUUUUCCCAUCCCAGCAACUACUCUGCCCUGGGUUACCCUCCACAAGUCCUCCCACAUGAUGGCCCCAAGAAGAGAGGCCGGAAACCAACUAAGCCAAAGCGUGAAGGCCCUCCACGCCCCCGAGGUAGACCUCGAAUACGUCCACUUCCAGAACCUCCUUACUGCAGUGGGCUGGUAGGCUCAGUGACAGGAGAAGGUAGGAGGGGUCGUGGACGUGGUCGAGGACGAGGCAGGAGGGAGGAGGUGCAUGUGGACAUGCAUCGAGAUAUAAAAGUACAAAGCCUCCCAUAUAAUAGUCAGCAGUUGAGCCAACAGCAUCCACAACAUCAUCAGAGACAGCAAGAAGACUACCACCAAGCACCACAGCAGCAUCAUCUGCAGCCUCAUCAGCAAAGUGUUUCCUGUGCUUCCCGUCAACUGCAUCAUCAACAACAAGAUCAUCAACAGGACCCAUCUGAGCUGCUGCAGCAAGAGCCAAUCAGGCCUAUCAAGAUCAAACUGCCUGUUUCCACCAUGCUUCCAUCUGAGUCCUUGUUGAGGACAGAUUCUCUGUCCAGUUCUGAACCAGUUCUGUCGGAUGGAUCAGUGGGGUCAGCACCGUCUCUCGGCCUGAGCCCUGGACCCAUCAACACCAUGGAUAUCAGCAGAAAUGAGCUGAACCAGAUGAAGGAGGAGAUGGUGAAGCACCAACAAAAAGCUGGAGAGAUGAUGUGGAAGAGAGAAACUGAUGAUACUCUGCAUCCUGAAGCCUGGGCUGCUCUGCACAAACUUUCCACUCCAACUGAUGAGAAGGCGUUUGACUUCAAACCCGGCUUCAUGGCCUCUUUUCUAGACUUCCUGAAAGCUGGUAAGAAAGAGUCAGACCUGAAGUCGGAACAUGACGGCGGUGAGCCACGACCCCUGAACCCCUUAUCUCCAGCUCCUCCUCCUCUACGACAAGCUCCUCCUCAGCCUCCAGGCACGUUCAGUGAAGAGGAGCAGGGUGAGGCUGAGGACCUGGAUCUCAGCAGCUGCCCGAGUCCCUGCAAGCCUCUGGAUGAGGAGCUGAAGGGUAAUCUGGAGACUCUGCCCUCUUUCUCCUCAGAUGAGGAGGACUCGGUGAGUAAGAACCAGGACCUGCAGAAGAGCAUCUCAUCUGCCAUUUCUGCCUUGUAUGACACCCCACAUUCUCUGGCUGCUGCAAUGGCUUCUGCCAUGGCCAAGGCCCCGCCCCCUCUCACCCCACCUACCCCACAGGAGCCGUCAGUCAGCCCGCCCCUACCUGCCAUACCCACCUUCGUCACUUGCAUGGAGAACGGGAAAGAGGAGGCGUGUCCAUACAGUCAACACGGCACAGAGGAGGAGCAAAACCUGCUGCUCUCCCCAUCGUCUAAUCCAGAACAGGAGGAGGAGGAGUCUGAGCAUGGAGGAGAGAAGAAGGAGGAGAAAGACAGAGGAGGAGAGGAGACUUCAGACAAUCCACAGAAACUGCAGCAAGAAUCCCAGCAGGAGCAGGAGGAGCAGGAGGAGCAGAGGGAGUCUGACACCAACGCUCUGGAAGUUCAUGAGGAGGAAGAUUGUCCGUCUGGACCAGGACUUACUCUUGCACCUCCAACAUUGCUAGUGCCACCAAAUAUACCCUCACCCUCGGCCCUCCGUCCCCCAUGUCUCUCUAUAGCCUCGGCGGAGCUGAUUCAGCAGGAGGAGGAGGAGGAGGAGGAGGAGGAGGAGGAGGAGGAGGAGGAGACGACGACAAGUCCAACUUAUCAUUCCUCCCAACCAGCUCCAGCUGCAGUCUCCUCUCCUUCUCCCUCCAAAUCUCCUCCAGCUCUACUGUCCGUCCUCCCCGUGAGCCACUCAGUCCCUCCAUCAUCCUCUGAUCAAGACCAGGAGCCUCAAGCGGGGCAGCCUUCGCCCUCUUCACCUUCCUCCUCCUCCUCGCCUUCCUCAUCGUCUUCUCCACCAUCAUCACCCUCAACCCCAGAAGAAGCCCCAGCAUCUCAGCGUCUGACCUCUCUCCACCUGGCAAAGAAGCAGACUGAUGCUGCCAUCGCAGGCGAGAGUGAGGAGGAAGACAGCGAGAGUGGAGGCGAAGGAAUCUACCGAGAGCGGGACGAGUUUGUGGUUCGAACUGAGGACAUUGGGACGCUUAAGAUUGCUUUGCAGACUGGCCGGGAGCCCCCGCCCAUCUGGAGGGUACAGAAAGCUUUGCUGCAGAAGUUCAGUCCAGAGAUAAAAGAUGGUCAAAGGCAGUUCUGUGCAACCAGUAAUUAUCUGGGUUACUUUGGUGAUGCCAAAAUGCGCUACCAGCGUUUGUAUGUGAAGUUCCUGGAGAACAUCAACAAAAAAGACUACGUCAGAGUGUGUUCGCGGAAGCCGUGGCACCGAGCUGGUCUGACCCUGAGACGACAGUCGGCACCCAAACAGUCUGCUGCACUUCACAAUCAAACACCGCCUCGUCUGGAGAGAGAGGACAGAGACAAGGAGAGACAGAAGGAAAGAGAGAUGGAACACAGGGAAAGAGAGGAGAGAGAAAAAGAGGAGAAACAGCAAAAGGAGACUGAGAAAAGUGGAAUACACAGAGAAAUGGAAUGGGACACAGAGAGUGAAAGAAGGGACAGGGAGCAGAGGGAGCGACGGCAAAAUGAGAGGGAGCGUAAGAACUGGGAGAGAAAAGAAACGGAGAGACGGGAGAAAGAACAGAAAGAAAGGGAGGAAAUAGAAAACAAAGAAAGGGAGAAGCAGGAGAGAGAACAAAGAGACAGGGAUAGAUGGGAGAGAGAACAGAAAGAUAGAGAGAGAGAGGAGCGUGAACGGAAACAAAAGGAAAGACAGGAGAGAGAACAGAAAGAGCGACGGGAGAGAGAAAGAAAGGAAAAGGAAAGACUGGAGAUGGAACAGAAGGAGAGGGAGAGGCAGGAGACAGAAAGAAGAGAUAGAGAGAGGAAGAAGAUGGAGAAGGACCCAAGAGAACAGAAAGAGCGACGGGAGAGAGAAAGAAAGGAAAAGGAAAGACUGGAGAUGGAACAGAAGGAGAGGGAGAGGCAGGAGACAGAAAGAAGAGAAAGAGAGAGGAAGAAGGAGAAGGACCCAAGAGAACAGAAAGACCAAGAGCAGAUGGAGAAUGUAAUAGAGAAGGAAAAAGAAAAGAGUGGAAGACUGAGAGAGAAAGAGAAGGAGAAAGUGGGAGAUUAUGGACAGAAGAGGGAGAGAGAGGAACGAAUGAGGAGAGACGGUACUGUGGAGUUUGCACGGUUGAAGGAGGUGAAGAGAGAAGGAGACAAGAUGGAGCAUUUCUCCAGAGCCAGGACUUCAAAGGCAAAUGUGGAGCCUCCUCCUAAGAAGAGGAAGAAGUGGCUGAAGGAGGUGCAGUCGUCCUCUUCAGAGUCCGACUCCUCUCCACCCAGUGACGACGAAGGACCGGUGCGAGGUGGAGUCAACAGUCGGGCCAUGAGGGAGAUGUUCAGGAGUUAUGUGGAGAUGCUGGUGAGCACAGCACUUGAUCCUGAUAUGAUCCAAGCUCUGGAGGACACUGAUGAUGAGUUGUACCUUCCACCCAUGAGGAAGAUUGACAGUCUGCUCAGUGAACAGAAGAAGAGAGUGUUGAGGAGAGUCACCAUGAGCGCUCAGCACCAGGAGGCUUUGCAUAUAUUCCCCAAAAUGACAGCAGACCCGCUGGAUUCUGGAGCGGUCAAAGUUCAUCUGGGUGGAGACGGCUACAACCGCAAAACCCUCAACCGGCUCAAGAGGAGUGUUCCUAAGCAACAGGACCUUAAGCUUUCAAUAGAAAGCUGCAGGAUCUACAGUCUGUACCAUUCCCUUCACCACUACAAGUAUCACACCUUCCUGCAUUGUAAGAAGGAGACGGACAGUAUUGAGCAGGCAGCGGAGGAUCCUGGACAGGAGGAGGUGGUGCAGCAGUGCAUGGCUAACCAAGGCUGGCUGGAGAGUCUCUUUAACUCUUUCAUGGAACUGCUUAACCUCAGUGCAAAGGUUUAAGUAAAGACCGCCAGACUCACACAUGAAAACACAAGGACAUAGAGACUGUAGUGAUGUAGUGGAGCCACAGUUCCAGCACAAACAGACACUGAUGGUUUGUUUUUGUGAGAGUUUUAACUUUUAAAGUGUCUGUUUUAUUAUUACGUUCAUGUGACAGCAAUGAGAAAUGUGUGUUAAUAUGAUGGAUUUAUUCUCAAGAGACGAGGAAAGAGACUUCUAGAGUGUAAACCUCCACCAAGGAACCAGGGUCCAUACACUUACAAUACAAUUUAUUUUUUAUUCCUCAAUCCAGAGCUAUGUCCACAUUUCAUUAUUCACUUUGGGGUUAUAAUCCAAUCUACAUCAUCCAAAGAUUUCAUCCACAUUCAUCUUUUCCUUUUUUUAGUUCCGCUGCUCUCACACACACACACACACACACACACAGUACACACACAAACUUGUUUCCAUUACUUCAGAGGACAUUGCGUUGACUGGAGACUUGAGUAACUGACACUAAUCUUAACCUUAACCUUAAUCUUAACUUUAAAACACGUCUUCACCUUCAAAUACAGUCAUUUACGUUAUAAACACACACACAUUUGGACAGCCUAACUAAAGCCUUAUCCUGAACCUUAACCAUAACCAGUUGACCCUAACCAUAACCAUAACAUAAUCACAGUUGAAAUCUUGGUGUUGAUGCCACAAAAGGUCCCACAUUGAAGACACACACACACACACACACACACACACACACACAGUCAAUAACCAUGGUCAGUAUCAUUUUUAAAAAGACUUUUUUUUACUUUUGAAGAAUUGUUGAAAUGACAGAGCUGCUGUCAGAGCAGUGGAGGUGAAGCUGAGCGGAGUGAGAUUAACAGUGAGAUUAAACAGGACUAUGUGAUAGUCUCUUGAGUGGAGUGUUGUAUUUAAAUCUGUUUGUUCUUCAAAAGACAGCGAGAGAGAAGAUUUCAUUCCUGUGAAGAUGAGGAAUAAAAAAAAGCACGACUUCCUUAAAGGAAGUGUGAGGUCAAAUGAUCUAAAAAGCCUAAAUGUCCGUGUUUAACCGUGAGUCAUUUUUAUCUGUUUGUUGUUAUUGAUAUAUUUCCUAUGGUUUCACCUCCCUAAGGAUAUUCUUGCAGAGCAAUUUUGUUGUUUUAAUGUGUAAAUACUGUACAGUUACUUCAUUCUCUGGCUCCCCCGUUGCUCUUCUGUAUAUGAAAUUCCUGUAUUUGAAAUAAUGAAAUAAAACUGUUCAAAUGACAAAUGUGAAGACAAAUAAACAACCUUGUGCAAGUCAUUUUAA
Messenger RNA from Solea solea (common sole), 9730 nucleotides. RefSeq names its product proline rich 12b (gene prr12b). NCBI's taxonomy places the organism in Eukaryota, Metazoa, Chordata, Actinopteri, Pleuronectiformes, Soleidae. The record is from RefSeq and is a predicted model, not a curated record. The coding region runs from base 148 to 8448 and encodes 2766 amino acids. The transcript has 16 exons.